GGAGCCUCACUGAACUGCAACCAUGUCUGAAGCGGCUGCGAAACCAAAGCCCAAACUCUCGGCCUCUCGGAGACUGUUCCUGAAGACCAAACUGCUGAAGAAGGCCAUGACUAUGCUGGAGAAUGAAAAACAAGUCAGAAAAGAUGAACGAGACAGAACCCUAACAGAGAGAGUCCCAGCCCUCCAGCUGUCCGGCCUGUCUCAGCAGGAUCUACAGAAUAUUUGCAAAGAACUACACCAGAAAAUUGACAAGGUUGAUGAAGAGCGGUACGACAUUUCUUCAAAAGUGACUAAAAAUGACACAGAGAUUCAGGACCUGUCACAGAAGAUCUUUGAGCUGAAGGGCAAGAUGAAGAGACCAAACCUGAGGAGGGUACGUGUGUCUGCUGACGCCAUGCUGGGAGCUCUGCUGGGCUGCAAGGUCAAGGAGUCUGUAGACUUCAAGGCCAACCUCAAGACUGUGAAGAAGGAGGAGGAGAAGAAAGAGGAAGUGACUGACUGGCGUAAGAACGUGGAUGCCAUGUCUGGUAUGGAGGGCAGGAAGAAGCUGUUUAAUGCUGGACAGUAGAUUUGAAGUGAAUAUGUUCUGUAGCAGGUAGAACCAGUGAAUCAUGUGACUACUGUUCACUUUCUAAUGACAGUGGCAGUGAAGACCAAUAUUACCGAUAGGUUUCAUGUUGGUGUUUGAAUUGUUUGUAAAAAUGAUGAUAGUGACCAUAUGAAUUUUAUGACACUUCUUGAGGCAUACAUAUUGUUUUUUACAUAAUGAUGUGAAUUAUGAAAAAACAUAUGUAUUUGAUGUAUUUGAGCAGUUCUGCUUUUAUAGUUCUUAGUUCAUGAAUACAGCACCACUGUUUGCUGUCCUUAUCUGUUAUACAAUAAACAGGCAAUUAUCAGAGGGCAUGGGAAUGUGUUGCCUCUCCUGACUCGUGCAAACAUAGAACAUGGAGAACAACAUUUGCAUUUAUUAUUGUGUUUUCCGCAAAGGACACUCUGCAUGUCGGAUUGGGAGACACAUUCCAGAGACAGCUAAUUUUGUCAGCUGUCCAUGGAGUCACAUCAAGGUGAGCAUCUGAUAAAAAUGAAUGUGGAGUUAAUCUGAUGACAUUGUAAUGACAAGAAGCAAAUAAUAAAAUCAUUAUGGCUGUU
This is a messenger RNA of Paralichthys olivaceus (Japanese flounder), 1149 nucleotides long. Its product is annotated as troponin I, cardiac muscle-like. Gene Ontology annotation, biological process: skeletal muscle contraction; cardiac muscle contraction. The record is from RefSeq and is a predicted model, not a curated record. NCBI's taxonomy places the organism in Eukaryota, Metazoa, Chordata, Actinopteri, Pleuronectiformes, Paralichthyidae. Gene Ontology annotation, cellular component: troponin complex.